AUCUCUCUCUCUCUCUCUCUCCCUCUCUUUCUGCCACUCAUCACCACCCCCAUGUCCUCUUUCUAAUCACUCUUCAUAAUCAGACCCUAAUCCAAUCCCAACCCCUUAAAUUAAUCUCGCAAACUGUAACCCAUAAAUCUAAUGGAUGAUGAGUGAACGGUCUGAUUGACAAUGGCAUUCCCUCCUCAUCAUCACAGUUUCAUCUUUCAUCCCCAUGAAGACAAUGACCACCUUCCCUCUCCUUCCUCUCUCAACUCUCUCCCCUCUUCUUGUCCUCCUCAGCUCUUCCCAGGUCUCUCUCCGGCAGGCGGUGGAGGACACUUCAUGAUGAAGAGAUCGAUGUCGUUUUCUGGGAUGGAGAAGUGUGAAGAAGUGCAUGGAGAUGAUGACUUGUCUGAUGAUGGGUCACAGCUAGGUGAGAAGAAGAAGAGGCUUAAUUUGGAGCAAGUUAAGGCACUUGAGAAGUGUUUUGAGUUGGGGAAUAAGCUUGAGCCUGAAAGGAAAAUGCAGUUGGCUAAGGCUUUAGGGCUGCAGCCAAGGCAGAUAGCUAUUUGGUUUCAGAACAGAAGGGCUAGAUGGAAGACUAAGCAGUUGGAGAAAGAUUAUGAAGUGUUGAAGAAACAGUUUGAUGCAAUUAAAGCUGAUAAUGAUGCCCUUCAAGCCCAGAACAAGAAACUUCAUUCUGAGUUAAUGGCUCUAAGACACAGAGAGCCAAAUUCUACAGAAUUUAACCCAAAGAAAGAAACUGAUCAAGGUUCUUGGAGCAAUGCAAGUGAGAACAGUUGUGAUAUUAAUUUAGAUAUCUCAAGAACUCCAUUGGAAACCAGCCCAGUCUCUAAUUCUCAACUAAGCACUAAGCAUCUCUUCACCACAGCUUCCAUCAGGCCUACAAGCAUGACUCAGCUGCUUCAAAGCUCAUCAUCAAGACAAGAUCUCCAUUGUCUGAAAGUUGAUCAAAUGGUUCAAGAUGAAAACUUCUGCAACAUGUUCAAUGGCAUGGAUGAGCAUCAAGGAUUUUGGCAAUGGCCUGCAGAGCAGCAUGCAGCAUUUUCACUCAACCAAACCCAAUUUUCCAAUAAUUAACACAUCUUCUUGACACAUUGUCAUUUAGCUUUAAGUGAGACUAAUGUUGAUUAAGAAGAAAGUUAAGAUUUUUCCCCCUACCAUUUUCAGUUCUUUGUUUCUUUUCUUUUGGGUUAAGUGUAGAAUUUGGAGAAAUGAUUCAAUACAUGGCAUUGUAUUUUCAACG
Messenger RNA from Manihot esculenta (cassava), 1249 nucleotides. RefSeq names its product homeobox-leucine zipper protein ATHB-20. Gene Ontology annotation, biological process: positive regulation of DNA-templated transcription. Lineage: Eukaryota; Viridiplantae; Streptophyta; Magnoliopsida; Malpighiales; Euphorbiaceae. The transcript has 2 exons. The coding region runs from base 172 to 1083 and encodes 303 amino acids. The record is from RefSeq and is a predicted model, not a curated record. Gene Ontology annotation, molecular function: sequence-specific DNA binding; DNA-binding transcription factor activity, RNA polymerase II-specific. Gene Ontology annotation, cellular component: nucleus.